This is a messenger RNA of Annulohypoxylon truncatum, 1025 nucleotides long. RefSeq names its product OSCP-domain-containing protein. Gene Ontology annotation, cellular component: membrane. Lineage: Eukaryota; Fungi; Ascomycota; Sordariomycetes; Xylariales; Hypoxylaceae. Bases 98 to 787 code for a protein of 229 amino acids. Gene Ontology annotation, biological process: proton motive force-driven mitochondrial ATP synthesis. The record is from RefSeq and is a predicted model, not a curated record. The transcript is spliced from 3 exons. Gene Ontology annotation, molecular function: proton-transporting ATP synthase activity, rotational mechanism.
GGAUUUCUUACAGACUUAGAAACCUCAUUGAAGCCGAGCUUGAGAAACGACCACAUUUAAUCCCUUCGAAUCCAGCACCCAACCCAUCCUCGCCGUCAUGCUGUCCCGACAGGCAAUCCGCUCAAUUCGGGCUGCGGCUCCUCAGCGGUCCCUUGCCCGGGUUCCCAUGCGUUCUUACGCCGCUGCCGCUGCCGCCUCUACUCAAACAGUCAAACCCCCCGUCGCCGUCUACGGUCUCGACGGUACCUAUGCCACUGCCCUGUACACGGCGGCCGUGAAGUCUUCCUCCCUUGACCCGACAGCAAAGGCUCUGAGCACCCUAGGCGAUCUCGUCUCCAAAGAUGCCAGGCUCGCCGCAAUCCUAAGCAAUCCCACCCUUUCCGACAAGGACAAGAGCUCCAUCGUCGCCGAGUUACAGAAGAACGUGGGCGCCGCGAGUGCGAACGAAACUGUCAAGAACUUCCUCGCGGCUCUUGCUGAGAACAACCGCUUUGGAAUUCUCGAGGGAAUCUGCGAGAAGUUUGCCCAGAUCAUGAGCGCGUCCCGAGGAGAGGUUGAGUUAAUCGUUACCAGCGCCCAGCAAUUGGACAACAAAAUUCUCUCCCGCCUAGAGUCUGCCGUCUCCAAGUCUCAAUACGUUGGACAGGGCAAGAAGUUGAAGGUCACCAACAAAGUCAACCCGGACAUCGUUGGUGGACUUGUCGUGGAAAUUGGUGACAGGACAAUCGAUCUCUCCGUCUCAUCCAAGCUUGCCAAGAUGAACAAGCUCCUCACGGACACUCUGUAAACUAUUCUCUUUUGUGCGAGCGAGGGAGCUGCUACGGAGAGACGAUUUGCAACGGGAAGGUUGGUUCUCCGUUGAGAUACCAUUUGUGCAUAGGCUCGUAAAAUAGAGGAAGCAUUCGUCCCCCAUUUCCGGCCGUCCGUUCAUAGAACUACCUACGUAAUCGAGAACAUUUUUACCUACUUAAACGAAGUACUAAUAUAGAAGAAGCCAAGGUCUUCUACACAUAGGCGUUGUCAAA